Camelus dromedarius (Arabian camel) is the source of this 8582-nucleotide messenger RNA. It is a transcript of the gene ELAC1, whose product is annotated as elaC ribonuclease Z 1. Gene Ontology annotation, cellular component: nucleus. The coding region runs from base 84 to 1052 and encodes 322 amino acids. The transcript is spliced from 5 exons. The record is from RefSeq and is a predicted model, not a curated record. Gene Ontology annotation, molecular function: 3'-tRNA processing endoribonuclease activity. NCBI's taxonomy places the organism in Eukaryota, Metazoa, Chordata, Mammalia, Artiodactyla, Camelidae.
GCCGCCCCGUGGACGGCUGGGCCUCGUUGCGGGCCUGCGCCUCCCUCGGCUCCUGCCGCGGGCCUCGGGGAGUGGGGAGGAAGAUGUCUAUGGAUGUGACAUUUCUUGGGACAGGCGCAGCGUACCCAUCCCCAACCCGAGGUGCCUCUGCUCUGGUCCUUCGGUGUGAAGGCGAGUGCUGGCUCUUUGACUGUGGGGAGGGAACUCAGACACAGCUUAUGAAAAGCCAACUUAAAGCAGGAAGAAUUACCAAGAUCUUCAUCACACAUCUUCAUGGAGACCAUUUCUUUGGCCUUCCUGGGCUCCUGUGCACAAUCAGCCUGCAGAGUGGCUCUGUGGUCACCAAACAGCCUAUUGAAAUCUAUGGCCCCGCGGGGCUUCGGGAAUUUAUCUGGAGAACCAUGGAACUCUCUCACACGGAGUUGGUCUUCCCUUAUGUGGUCCACGAGCUGGUGCCUACAGCGGAUCAGUGUCCUCCAGAAGAACUAAAAGAAUUUGUGUUCGUGAAUAGAGCAGACAGCCCUCCCAAAGAGGGACAAGGAAGAACUAUCUUAUUAGACUCAGAAGAAAACUCAUACCAUCUGGUUGAUGAUGAACAGUUUGUUGUAAAAGCAUUUCGCCUGUUUCAUCGAAUACCCUCCUUUGGAUUUUCAGUCGUGGAGAAGAAACGCCCAGGUAAACUCAAUGCACAGAAGCUGAAAGACCUCGGUGUUCCGCCAGGUCCUGCCUAUGGGAAGCUGAAAAAUGGAAUAUCUGUUGUUCUGGAAAAUGGAGUUACAAUUUCUCCCCAGGAUGUCUUAAAAAAGCCUAUUGUUGGAAGAAAAAUCUGCAUUUUGGGUGACUGUUCUGGAGUUGUGGAUGAUGGAGGAGUGAAGCUGUGCUUUGAAGCAGACCUGUUGAUCCAUGAAGCGACCCUGGAUGACACUCAGAUGGACAAAGCAAAGGAGCAUGGCCACAGCACACCACAGAUGGCAGCAGCAUUUGCGAAGUUGUGCCAAGCAAAGAGGCUGGUUCUGACUCACUUCAGUCAGAGAUUCAAGAAAAGAAGAUGAUGACUCAAAAUUUCACCAUCCAGAGAGCUAGUACUUCUGGUCCAAUGGUCCUGAAACUGAGAUGUGAGUCAGUGUUACCCAGGGUAGUACAUAGGUGAACAAGACGGCAUAGGUAGACAGAGAUCCCUGGGCUCUGACUCCAAAUGUUCUAAUUCAGGAGGUCUGGGGUGGAACCCAAGAAUCUACAUUUUUAAUAAGAUUCCCCCAGGUGAUUCUGAAGUAUAUGGGUAGUAGGAUAAAAAAACUGUAUUUAUGCACGUAGAAAAAUUGAGGUGUAUAUGAACAUGUAUAUUUAAACAUAUAAUAUAUUUAUAAGUAUGUUAUAUUACACACAUGCCCACAUGUGUAUUUUUACAUGUAGGUUGACCUCAACUUUUUUUCAUUUAACAUUAUGAGCAUUUCCCUACAACAUGAACUGUUCUUUGAAAGCAUGAAUUUAAUGAUUUUGUAUUAUUCCAUACUGUAGAUGUAAUGUCACUUAACUGUUUUUCUACUUUUGGAGCCUUGAGAUUGUUUUCCAUUAUCAUAAAUAAUACUGUCAUGAAUACUCUUGGGAACAAACCUUUGUAUCUCUGAGUAUUUCCUUAGGAUUAAUUUCUCUGGAGGCUAAAACAUCUGACUUAUUUUUUUCAGACUCUGAUUAAGAGUCUCCCACUUGUUUCCUAGCUCACUCUGCAGCAGCGUAAGAGAGGCCUGUUCCAUUACUCCAUUGGUAGAUGAUACUGAAUAUCAUCAGUUAGUGACCUUUCUAACACUCCUCUUCCAAGACAUUUGUCUUAUAAUUUUUGCCUUCUAGUGAAAAUAACUUUAUUAUGUCUUUCAACCAGCACAUUUAGUUCAAUUGUGAUGUCCUUGAAUGCUCUAAUGCCAUCUUAAAAAUUUGGCAGUUUUUACUUGUGGGGGUAAAAUCUUUAUUGUUUCAAAUACGUUCAUGACAGAUGUACAGUGAAGGUACUUUUGUCUUUACAGAAGUAUAAAUUUAUAGUGAAAUGUAUAUUAAUUCUGUCCUUACUGAUUGGUGGAUUUUUUAGGUAAUGAAUGAGUCAGUUUUUUUUUUUUUUUAAUGGGAAGAAUAAAAAGGAAAUACUAGUAAUGUUUGCUCUUUGGCAGGAUAAGAAUAGAGAUAAGGGGGUUGCAGUGGGGACAUGGGGUAAGAUCUAGAAAUUAUUUUCUUCCAUAGUAGGAAGUAGGCAGUGUUUAAAACUAAAAACUAAAUAGUACUUUAAGCAUAUUAUGUUUUUUUAAAAGGUGGAGGAGGCUGUAAAUAUCAGAUGAAUAGUUAAGAGUAGAGGAAGGGUGGAAGGUACAAGGGGUGUGGUGUGGGGAGGGACAGCCAGAGGAUGACUAUUUUGUAUAAGCCUAAUAGUGCUAGGACUAUUUGGUAUUUUGAACUAUUUAUGUGUGUAUGCAUUCAUUUACUUUAAAAAUUACACUGAAACACUUAUGCAUAGACAAGACGCUGCUCCGAAUAAUCAUGUCAGUUGCUGGUCUCCAUAUGGGUGCUCCAGGCAGUUGACAGUUCCUUUCAAGGCUUUUUAACAUUCCAGUCCAUUCCCCACACUGCAAAGAGAUUUUGUUCAAAAUGCAAAUCUGAGCCUAGCAUCCAGAUUUUAAUGGCCCUCCCUUACCCUCCCUUUCCAAGCUAAUCUUACUGCACAGUGCCACGCAUUUUUGCAGCCCCAGCCACAUAGGCCUUUUAGUCCUUUGUCAGAGGUUUCUGUUGUUGCACAGUCUUGGCAGAAACUGCUCCCUGGGCCUGGAAUUCUUUCUCCUCUCCCUAAGUUAACCCUUACUGGGCCUUCUGCUCACAGCUCUGCAGUCACAUCCUCACGGAAGCCUCCCCAGACUUCCCCACAAGGUAGCAUGUUACUCUCAUGGCAACUGCACCCCACUUUCCCAUUGCUUGUCACUUCCUAUUUUCAGUUUGCUCAUGUGAAUAUUUGAUUGACGUUUCUGUUUCCCGCUAGCACUGUAAGCUUCACAAGAGCAGAACUGAUUUUGUUUCCCUUUGUGCUCUAGCUCCUAGCUCAGUGCCUGAAACGUAUUAGGCACUCAGUAAAUGGUGGUGACUUGUUCAAUUUCCCUUGCCAUCCUGUUAUUCUACAAGAUGCAAUGCCUUGUUCUCCUAGGGAUUUUUCCUGAUUGAUAUUAAAAACAAAAAAGCAAAAAUCCCCACUCUUAAUCUCUUAACUAAAAAUAGGGAGGAAGAGAAUGGUUGCCUGUGACCUUAAAAUGAGGCAAAUCUUUAUAAAUACUAAUUCUAAAGCUUUAGUUUGGCAUUCUGAGAUACGCAGACAGAUACUUAGACUCAGGGAAAGGGCUGGAAAAAGGAAUUUCUCUGCCUAAGGAAGUAGGAUGUUGGCUUUUGCUGUCCAUAGGAAAGUCAAAACAAAGGUAUAAAGAAUGAAGGAAGAAGGCCAAGCCCCAUGCAGGAUAGGGAAAUGGUGGGAGAACCUUAAGAACACAGGCGUCUGAUGUUCAAUUUUAUGGUGGCUGUGUUUCUUGAAAGUAAAUCCCUCCAUUUCCCCCAAACUUUCUUUGAAGUCUCCUGGAUGCGUAAGCUUUGGAUUUCUCUACUCAACCCUGCACACCAUCAGAUAAGAACAACUUCUGAAUCCUGACUGGGUUGACCUGGGUGGAAAAGGGACAGCAGGACUGAGAGAGGGAGACAAUCCCAAAGUAACACUGUUCAGAGGAGUGGAAUCAGCGGUGAGCGCAAGAGCCUGUCUCCUAGGGAUUUUCAGGUUAUAAGGAGGGCAGUGACCUUUACAUAACCCACGGAAUUGGGAGGUAGUAGAGGGUUGAGCCAAUUUCACAUUUAUCUUAAAGGACAGGGUAACUCCAGCUGACAGUUGGACACAGAUAUUUCUGUGCCCUUGAUAGACAUAUUUUUAAGGAUUAAAAAGCUGCCAUACCCAGGAUAAUAAGGAAGUUGAAGGGAGUGCCUAAGUUUAUCCAAAGUAAAAAAUAUUUCCACUCCUAAAUAAAGCUAGCUGAGAAACACUGUUGCUCUGAUGUCAAUGUGCUAAUUAUACACUCAGCAGACAUGGCAGGUACAAAGAUUAAAUUCACCCAUGAAAAAGUAAAAGGGGAAAGGCGAGGGAUCAAGUUUCCCAGCUAUGCAAAUCCCCCUGUAACUGCCAGGCAGCCUCAGGUAGACCUAAGCAACAUUGAAUUCAGUGUCACCAAGUGAAACCAAGGUUAUUUUGUUUAGGUUGUUCUCAUUGUUGUGGCUUCCAGAUCAGAGGCUUGUCUGAAUGAUACCAUAUCUCCAUCAGACAUCCUGGACUGGAGCUGGCCUUGUGGAUGUAUCCAUGUCUGGGUCAGCAAUCCAAAUGCUGUUCCUAACUGGCUUCCAAGGGGUCUUGCUAUGGAACACAUCUUCACACAGCCAGUAGAUACAGGAACGUGAUCGAUUUUCUCCCCCACAUGCCUAUACUGAGAGGCACUAUGGCCUACUCAGUGGUCUUCAGACUUGGGUAUUUGUACCCCUGGAGAUAUGCAAAGGUUUUUCUAAGGAUGUAAAGAGAUGCUUUCAUAUGAAGUAUUUCCUAAAAUAAAUUUUCCUGAGAACUAGUGUAGGCAAAGGUCUACAUUACUGGCUCCAUUGUACAGUGCUCCAAGAUACCAAAGGGGAUAGGUGAAAUAUUGGUAUUGGGGUGAAAACACGAAUGACUGAGUAACAAAUUCUUUUUCAGGUUGGGUAGUUUCCAGUGUGAUGCUUUGAAGAAAAUUGAAGGAGAAUCUAACCAAGUUCAGAUCAAGGAGUAGCUAAUCUGUCCAAUGAUAGAUUUUAAUUGCUUUAUUGAGAUGUAAUUCACAGACCAUGCAAGUCAGUGGUUUUUCACAUAUUCACAGAGUUGUGCAACUAUCACCACUAUCACUUUUAGAAUGUUUUCGUUAUCCCCAAGAGAAACGGUACACUUUGGCAGUUACUCCCACUUUCCUCCCAAACCGCACAGCGAUAAAUUGCUUUCUACCACUGAUCUACUUUCUGUCUCUAUAAGUUUGCCUAUUCUGGACAUUUCAUACAAAUUGAGUCAUACAAAUGUGGUCCUUUGUGAUUGGCUCCUUUUACUUAGCAUAAUGUUCUCAAAAUAUAUCCAUGUUGCAGCUUAUAUCCGUACUUCAUUCCUUUUUAUGGCCCAAUAAUACUUCAUUAUGUGGACAUACCACUUUUACUUAUCAUUCAUCAGCUGAUCUAAUAAUAGGUUAUUAAAAAUAUUUUUUAUAAUAUAUCUUUAUCAGAAAUGCAAGAGAAGACAUUGCUGCAGAUCUUACAUAUAUUAAUAAGUUGAAAGAAGGUACUAUAAAUGACUUUAAUUUUAAAUAAAAUUACUAAAACAGCUUCCUUAAAGAACACAAUUUGCUAGAACUGACACAAGAAAAAAUGUAGGACUAUUCACUUUUUCUAUUUAUUAAAGAAAUAAAGAAACUGAAUUUGUGAUUAAAUUCACCCUUCUAAAAAAAAAACAAAAGAACUCCAAGCCCAGAUGGUUUCACUAGUGAAUCAUUCUAAACAAUUAAGAAAUAUACCUUUCUUCCACAAACACUUCCAGAAAACAGAAAAAGAGGGAACACAUCCCAACUCACUUUAUGAGGUCAGCAUAACCUUGAUGCCAAAACUUAAGGACAUUAAAAGACAGGAAAAUUACAGGCUAAUUUCUCUUACAAAAAAACCCUGAAGAAAAUAAUUAGCUAAUUGAAUCCAGUGACAUGUAAAAAGAAUAAGACAUUUUGACAAAGGGAGUUUAUUUAAGAAUGGCAGGUUUGUAGGGGAGGGUAUAGCUCAGUGAUAGAGCUAAUGCUUAGCAUGCAUGAGGUCCUGGGUUUAAUCCCCAGUACCACCAUCAAAAUAAAUAAAUAAGCCUAAUUACCUCCCUCCCCCAAAAAAGAAUGGCAGAUUUGUUAAACAUUUAAAAAUCAAUAUUAACAAAAUAAAUGGGGGAAAGUGCUAAGAUAAUCUAAAUAGGUACAAAAUUUUUUUGGUGAAAGUUAAUACUUUCAUAUGACAAGAACUCUUAGCAUAUUGAGAAUAGGAGGGAAUGCUCUUCAUCUGAUGAAUAUUAUCUACAAAAAAUACAGUAAAUAUUACAUUUAGUAAUAAAAUAUUGAAAGCUUUUCCCAUGGAAUGGAAAAUAAACAAGGAUGCUCCCUUAAUGCCAUCUCCAUACAACAUUGUUUUGAAGGUCUUACCCAGUGUAUCAGGGCAAGAAAAAUGAGUGAAAAGUCUAAGGAUUAGAAAGGAAGAAAUAAAACUGCCAUUGUUAGCAGAUUUUGUGAUUAUUCACAGAAAAUCCAAAAGAAUGAGCAGAUAACCUGUUAGAAUUAGUAAGUGAAUUUAGCAAGGUUGUUGGAUACCCAACCAGUAUAAUGAAAAUUAAUUUUAUUUUUAUUUUCCAACAAUAAACAGAUUGAAUUUUUUAAUGACACCAUUUACAGAAGCACCACAACCAUCAAAAAGCUAGGAAUAAAUUAAUGAAAGGUAUGCAAAACCUCUCCAUUGAAAACUACAAAACAUUGAGAUAUAUUAAAGAAGACUCAAAUACAUGGAAUGAUAUAUACCAUGUUAAUAAAUAGGGAAGAUUCAGUAUUGGAAAGAUGUCAUUUAUCCCUAAAUUUAUCUGUAGCAAUCUCAAUCAAAAGCUCUGCAGCAUUUUUAAGUGGGCAUACAUAUGAUGAAAUUGAUAAGCUAUUUCUAAAGUUUAUAUGGACAUACAAAGGACCAAAAAUAGCCAGGAAAAUCUUGAAAGAACAAAAUUGGAAGCCUUAACACUACCGGAUAUCAAGACUUACUGUAAAGUUGCAAUCUUUAAGACAAUGUGACAUUGUUGUAAGAAGAAAAAAUAAACCAGUGGAGCAGAAUAAAAAACUCAUAAAUAUGGUCACUUGAUAUAUGUUAAAUAUGGAAUUCCUAUGCAAUGGGAAAAGGAUUUCCUUCUCAAUAAAUGGAGGGUCAAUCAGAUAUCCAUAAUGAAAAACUGUUACCUUAAUGCCUACCUUAAACAAUAGUACACAAAAAUCAAUUCCAGAUGGAUUUUAUUUAUAAAUGUGAAGAUAGCAUAGAAUAGCUCCUUGACCUGAGAAAGGCAAAGAUUUCUUAAACAGAAUACAACCACUAACAAUAAAGGAAAUGAUUGUUAAAUUGGACACUUAAAUUAGGAACUUCUGUUUGUAAAAGAUACUAUCAAAAGAGUGAAAAGGCAAGCCACAGAACAUAUUUGCUGAUACCCAUAGCCGAUAAAGGACUUGGAUCUAGGAUUUAGUAGUAGUUAUCUGUUGCUGUAUAACAAAUUACCCCCAAACAUUGUUAUUUAUUAUCUCACAGUUUUUGUAGGUCAGGAAUCUGGGCACAGCUUCUGACUCUAGAUCUGUCAUGAGGUUGUAGUCAAGCUGCCAGCUAGAAAUGUGGGUUCAUCUAAAGACUCAGUGGAGGGGGUCCAUUUUCAAGCUUUCUCAUGUAGUUAUUGGUAGACCUUGGUCCCUGGCUACAUGGGCCUGUCCUGUCUCAUGACGUGCCAGCUGGUUUCCUACAGGGCAAGCAACCCAAGAGAAAGUGAGCAUUCAAGACAGACGCCACAGUCUUUUUUACAACUUAUUCUUGAAAGUGACAUCCUAUUACUUCUUCCAUAUUCUGUUCAUUAGAAGUGAAUCGGUAAGUCCAGCUCACACUCAGAGGAAAGGCAUUCAUUACGCAGGGGUAUAAAUACUAGGAGACAGGGAUUGUUGUAGGGGGCCAUCUUAGAGGCUGCCUACCAUAAUAAUACAUUAAAAACUUUUAAAAGUCUUGACCUGGGCAGGGUGAAUUAUAUGGGUAUGUUCCUGGUGUGAAAAUGAUCGAGUUAUUCUGUUCUGAUUUGGGCAUUUUUCUGUAUGUAGGUUAUGCAUCAAUGAAAAGUUGACUUAAGAAAAUUUUUGAGUUACAUGUCAAUUAUAUCCAAUAAAACUGGUUAAAAAAGAGAAUAUUUUUGAUGAAAAAUUCUAGGCAGAAUUCUAAAGAUUAUUAUUUUCUGGCCAUUUUGUGAAGUACCCACUAAUCUACAUACUGCCGUAAAUGGAUUUUGCAAGUAUAAUUAAUGUCCGAAGUCAGUUGACCUUAAGAUCUGGAAAUCAUCUGGGUGGAUCCGACCCAGAGAAUUUUCUCUGGCUAGUAAUGGAAGGAUAAGUUGGAGAGGUUUGAAGCAUAAGGAUUUGACAAAUCAUUGCUGGCUUUGAAGAUGGAGGAGGCCACAUUCAAGGAUCUGAGAGUGGCCUCUAGGAGCUGAGAUUGGUGCCCAGCCAACAGCCAGCAAGAAAACAGUUCAGUCCUACAGCUGCAAGGAGCUUAAUUCUACCAACAACAAGAAUGAAGCUUAUUCUUCCCAUGAGCCUCCAGCUAAGAGCCCAGCCCUUGUAACACCUUAAUUUUGGAUUUGUGAGACCCUAAGCAGAAAACUCAGUCAACAACUACCAACCCCCACCUCCCCCCACAAUGGGCUUCUCUUCUACAAAAUGGUGAGAUAAUAAAUGUAUGUUAUUUUAAGCUGCUAA